AUGGCACUCAAGGUGAGUUACAAGCUAGGAACAGACUGCUAUAUUCUGUUUCAGUUCUUCUUCUUCCUUGCUGCUCUGGUCUCGAUAGUCAGAGGGAAACCUAGCCUACCUGUGGCGGCUGCUGCCAUCUCUGACUCCACCUACGACCCUGUUCCCCAAUACUACUUCGGAUACGACGUUCAAGACGCCUUGACGGGAGAUUCAAAGAGCCAAAUUGAAACCCGCAAUGGAGACGUAGUUUUGGGUCAAUACAGUCUCAACGAUCCAGACGGAACACGGAGAAUCGUAGAUUAUACGUCAGACUCGAUCAACGGAUUCAAUGCUGUAGUCAGAAAAGCUCCAUUGGCUCUCGCUACCCCCGUUGUAGCCCCAGCUGCAGUGGCACCUGCAGUAGAACCUGUAGCAGUUAGAGCUGUGGCUGCUCCUUUGGUGGCUAGAGCUUUACCAGCACUGCCUAGCCCGUUGUUGGCAGCUAGAGCAUUGCCAGCAUCUGCACCCUUUGCUGCAGUGUCUGCUCCGUUGUUAGCGGCUAGAGCAGCGAUUGCAGCGCUACCGACUGGCUCCUUGGUGGCUAGAGCCUUGCCAGCACCUGCACGAUUUGCGGAAUUGCCUCCUUCUGUGGUGGCGGCGAGAACUUUGCCCGCAUCUGCACCAGCUGAAGCUGGGAAAAUAACCGAAGCUUUACCCGCUCCUGGUCCACUUCACCGAUCUGCUCCAUCGCCUUCACCUAGUCCUUUACCUUCCGAUGUAUCGCCUUCAGCUCCACUAGCCCGAUCCAAUCAACCAUCACCUGCACCUUCAGAUUCCUCUACUCCAUCACCUCUUAAUUCUGCUCCAUUCUUCUUUGGCAUAGUGCGCUCAAGCCCACAGGUUUCUCCUAGUCCCCCACCUUCUUCCGAUUCACAGCAGUCUUUGCCACAACUUCGAUCUGUUCCAGCAUCUCCUGUUCCUCAAACUUCUUCCUCUCCACAAAGCCAGCCCGCUGCAGGACCUAGUGCUAGGAUAACUGUGUCAUCAGCGUCGCUAAGAGAAAGUGCCGAGUCCAGAUCUGCCGCUUUAAAAUCUGAGUCACCCGCACCUGCUCCGUUGGUCAAGAGUGGCCAACUGACCGCCGCCCCUGCCGUAGCUGCGGCUCCAGUGGCGUACUCUGGUUUGAAUUAUGGAGAGAUUUUAGCCCCCGUUGCUUACAAUGUAUGGUGA
Molecule: messenger RNA, 1200 nt
Organism: Anoplophora glabripennis (Asian longhorned beetle)
Lineage: Eukaryota; Metazoa; Arthropoda; Insecta; Coleoptera; Cerambycidae
Product: skin secretory protein xP2-like
Exons: 2
Coding region: 1-1200 (399 amino acids)
Cellular component (GO): extracellular matrix
Source: RefSeq, a predicted model, not a curated record